Molecule: messenger RNA, 835 nt
Organism: Aspergillus glaucus CBS 516.65
Lineage: Eukaryota; Fungi; Ascomycota; Eurotiomycetes; Eurotiales; Aspergillaceae
Product: nuclear transport factor 2 family protein
Exons: 3
Coding region: 246-719 (157 amino acids)
Source: RefSeq, a predicted model, not a curated record
CUACACGGGCCGGGCGGAAGCUAAGAAAGGCCCCACCUAAACCGUAACUUAAUCGGCGAUCGCCAGUUUGUCAUAUGCCUCUGACGGACCUGGGCCCCAUAAGACACCGGGGAUAGCGGGCUUGUAGGUGUUGCCCCGUUUGGCACGCGCUGCUGGCCAGCUGGCGCGGGUCGGGUAUUAAUACUCUAAAUUUCUCGUCCGUGCACACCUCGCCCCCAAUCCAGUCUAAUCCAGUCUAAGCCGUCAUGUUGAUUCCGACCCUUCCCGCCACUCUGACGCCUGCCCUCAGCGGCCGUGAGGCCAUUGCUGACGCCGUCUACCGCUGUGUGGUCGCCCUUGACACGGACAACCCAACUCUCUUCAAGUCUGCCUUCACCAGUGAUGCCAUCUUUGACCUCAACGGCACCAUAAUGGAUGGCUUUGACGCCAUAAAUACCCAAUGCUACGCUUCUAUCUCCAAGAUGGACACGAGUCACUUCCUCAGCAACAUGCGUAUCAACGUCCUGGAUGGAGACUCAAAAGCUGAAGUGACAUGUUCAGCCCUCGCUCAACACUACCACGGCGGAGAGGGCAUGAAGUCGGGCGCUGUUCCACUACUCGCCGGUGCCCUCUACUGGGUGGACCUCAUCAAGGAUGCCGGAGACGGACUGUGGAAGAUUACGCACUUGAAGCUCAAAUUGACUUGGGGACAAGGCGACUGGGGAGUUUUUGGCAAUUAGACUAGCGACUAGAAGCAUGGCGGUAGGAGUAGCAAAAGAUUUGUCAUGGUUGGCAUGGAUGAUUGAUCGAAGCCGCCGAAAACAGGUAGCAAUACAAUCACAACUCGAAUAGUAAC